GAGGGCAGCAGCAGCAGCGAAGGCAGAAGAGCUUCAGCGAGCAGGGAGCCCCCCCAGCCCAGCAUGAAGCCUGAGAGCUCUGAGUCACCGGCCUCCGAGUCGGUGCCCAGCGAGGAAGCGCCGCCCCCCGCCGAGGUCAAGGUCAAGACCGAGACCCCUGACGACUUCACCUGGCCCCAUGGCGCCGAGGAGCCCAGGAAGGGGAGCCGGGGGGCUGCCGGGGGGCCCCCGGCCGAGAUCUGCGUGGUUCUGGGCGGGGUCCGCAGCCAGCAGACGCUCGGUAAGCUAGGCUCCUACGAGUGUGCGAUCUGCGGAAAGAAGUACAAAUACUACAACUGCUUCCAGACUCACGUCCGGGCGCACCGAGACACGGAAGUGGCGUCGGGCGAAGGCGCAUCCCAAGGCAACAACUUCCGCUACACCUGCGACAUUUGCGGGAAGAAGUACAAAUACUACAGUUGCUUCCAGGAGCAUCGCGACCUCCACGCAGUAGAUGACCCCUACGACCAAGCUCUGGUCACCAAAGAUGAGGUGAAGGAAGAGGAUCCCGAACCAUUUCAGAAGAUUGGUCCAAGUAUGACUUUCCGGGUUUCCAACUUAAAGACGGGCAGCUAUACGUGCGAAUUCUGCGGCAAGCAGUACAAGUACUACACCCCCUACCAGGAACACGUGGCUUUGCACGCGCCGAUCAAGUAUUCCCGCUCUCCGCUCCUCGUGGCUGUCAAGACGCACGCUGGGAAGAAGGCGCCAGCGCCAGCGGCCUCCAUCAUCCGAUGCUCGGCCCUCCUCCACCGGGCGCCAUCAGGAGCAUCCCAACUCCAGAUGUUCCGGGCACCGAAUUCGGGAUCGCCGGGAAGCAAGGCCACCACAGAAAGCGUCUUCAGCCGGAGGGUGGAGAGCAAGUUGCAGAACAACUAUGACGAAACCAACAGCAGCUCCCAAAACUCCAGCGAGCCAUACACCUGCGGUGCUUGCGGGAUUCAGUUCCAAUUCUACAACAACCUCCUGGAGCACAUGCAGUCUCAUGCAGCUGACAACGAAAAUAGCAUGGCCUCCCACCAGCCCCGUUCCCCGCUGCCUGCCGCCCCAGAGGAGAAAUGGAAGCCACCGGCGGUGCAACGGGACGACGCUGACAACGCGCUUCCCAGCGGCGCCGUCCCGGAAAAGGAGCGCCAGUGUAUCGCCGAACGUCUACUCCGCCUGCUGUGCGCAGAGCCGGCGUCCUUGAGCGCCGUGAGCGGCCCCGAGUUCCUUAAGCUGGCCCAGGCAUUGGUGGACAGUGGCGCCCGCCAUGGCGCCUUCCCCGCCGCUGAGUCCCUCGGAAACCUUAGCGCACUGGCCCUGCAGCAGUUGCCUCGCAUGUACAACCAGGCCAAGGUAAAGGUGACUUGCGCCUUGGGCACCGGAGCCUGUCGUGGAAUUGGCGUCACCUGCCAUGCCCAGGGAGGUGGCCCUGAGGCCUGCCAUGUCCUGACGGCUCACCGGGCCGAGGGCGGGCGCAUCCGCAGCUACGUCCUGGCCGUCCGCAGUGCUGGCGAUGAGCCGGUCCACCGCUGGGCCCAGAACGUCCUCUCUGAAUUUGUCACCCCCGAGACCCGCGCCGCCUAUGUCACUGACGGCGGCGCCGGGCCCGCCUUCUCCAAAGCCGGGCUCUGCCUCCGCUGUGCCGCCUGCGCCCUCAACGCUGCCGUCCGCGGCGUGCUCAGCCAGCGGGCGCUCCAGGCCCGUGGAAUGCCAGAAGUCGCCGAGCUGCUGGGGGCCUGCCAGGACCUGGCUGGCUCACCAGGCGCGGCAGCCGAGGCCUUCGGCGCACCGGCACCACCCUGCUGGGACUCUCCAGCCGACGCCCUGCUGGCCGUCCAUGAGCGCUAUGAGCAGAUCUGCGAGUUCUAUGGGCGCGGGCAAGAGGCUAGCAGCGCCAACCCAGCCCACGGCCUCAACCGCCCACUACUGGCCAACCUGGCGGCUCUGCUGGCACCCGUCAAGCAGGCUGUGGCCGAGCUGGGCGCCGAGGGCCGGCCCACCCUCCAGCUGGUUCUGCCCACCUACGUCCGGCUGGAGAAGCUCUUCACGGCCAAGGCGGGCGAUGCCGGGCCGGUCAGCAAGCUCUGCCACCUCUUUCUGGAGGCCCUGAAGGAGAACUUCAAACUCCACGCUGCCCACAAGGUGGCCAUGGUCUUGGACCCGCGCCAGAAGCUGCGGCCCGUGCCACCAUACCAGCAUGAGGAGAUCGUCGCCAAGGUGUGCCAGCUGCUGGGCCUCUCCGACGAGGCGGAAUCCGAACCCGCCGCUGCCAAAAAGCCCCGGCCCGACACCGAGACAGCCCCCGAAGAGGCUGAGGUCUACGGCUACCUGCAGGAGCCCCUGGCCACGGCGGCCCCUGACCUUUUCCAGUACUGGUCGGGCGCCCAGCAUCCCCGGCUGGCCAGGCUGGCCUUGUGGCUGCUGGCCGUGCCUGCCGUUGGCGCUCGCGCCAGCUGCGCCCGCCUGUGCGAGCAGGCCCUCCUGAUCCGGCGGCGGCGGCUGCUGGGCCCUGAGGAUGCCAACAAGCUCAUCUUCCUGAAGGCCAACAUGCCUUAAGCGGGCAGGGAAGGGAGG
This is a messenger RNA of Lacerta agilis (Sand lizard), 2598 nucleotides long. It is a transcript of the gene ZNF618, whose product is annotated as zinc finger protein 618. NCBI's taxonomy places the organism in Eukaryota, Metazoa, Chordata, Lepidosauria, Squamata, Lacertidae. Bases 64 to 2580 code for a protein of 838 amino acids. The transcript has 12 exons. The record is from RefSeq and is a predicted model, not a curated record.